UAUUGCAACUACUUGCGGAGAACCAUUCAUGUGGAAUAGUACCUUCUGGAAGAGUUUCCAUGCAGGUGGCACAAAAGCCCUCCUUUCACCACCCUUACGGUAAAUGGCUUAUCUUACCUACGUCCAACAGGCCCUAGCGCCUGGGAACUUAGCGCCAGUCCAGCCUCAGCACCAAUCAUGAAGGGCCACAUGAGUGGGGAGUGUCAGUAUAAAUGAAGCAGACAGCAAGUUCUGUUCCCACACUGGGCAGAAGAGGAAGGAGCCUCUGGGUUCUUCGCUGACGGUUAAGUCCUGCUCCAAGGCCCAGCAAGCUUUCUCUUCACCGGCAGUUACAUGGAGAGUCUGCAGUCUGCGGUGUGACCUGCAAGCCUCACUUUAAGGGGAAAGAUGGUGGGCUGUGACCUGCUGUGGCUGGCUGUGGCCUCCUGCAUUCUGAUGCUGGCCUCUUCAUCUACAACAACACAGCAAGAUUAUGGAGGCCCCAGGAACAGUGGCUCUGAUGGGCUGGACUGUGGAGCAUCUGGCUCCUGCUUUGACCCUUGUCAGAAUUACAUCACCCUGGAUGACCCGUCCAGAAGCACAGAAUACACGGAGGUCUCAGAUGCGUGUGAUGACAAUCUCCGGGGCUGGUACCGCUUCGUGGGUGAAGGAGGAGUGAGGAUGCCAGAGACCUGUGUGGAAGUAUUCCGGUGCGAUACCUCUGCUCCCAUGUGGCUGAAUGGAGCUCACCCUAACCUGGAAGAUGGCAUUGUCAGCCACACAGCCUGUGCCAACUGGAAUGAAAAUUGCUGCUUCUGGAGUUCUGAGGUCAAGGUGAAGGCCUGCUCAGAAGAAUCAGGAAUCUUUCAUGUAUACAAGUUCCAGGGCACCCCCGAAUGCAGUCUGAGAUACUGCACAGAACCUGAAGAAACCACACCUACCCCCGAAAUCACCACUACACCCACCCCUUCACCCACCACUGAACCCACCUCUGCACCCACCACUGAACUCACCUCUGUACCCACCACUACACCCACCCCUAAAACCACCCCUGCACCCAUCUUUAAAACCACCCCUGUACUCACUUCUAAAACCACUGUUGGACUCACCCUUGAACCCACUGAGUGUGAUAUCACUUGCCGUCCUGAGGAGAAAUGUGUUCUACUCCAAGAUGGCUCCUGGACCUGUGUCUGUAAUCCGGACCUCAGUGUUUCUGAUCCUCAGAGUUUGCAGCCUGAGCUGGACUGUGGACCUAGUGAGAUCAAGGUGAAGCUGGACAAGUGCUUGUUGGGAGGUCUGGGUUUCAAGGAGGAGAUCAUUACCUUCCUGAAUGACCGGAACUGCAGUGAAAUCAUGCAGAAUGAGCCCAACAACUGGGUGUCCGCCACCAGCCCCGUUGGGGCUAAUGCCUGUGGGAACAUUCUGGAAAACAAUGGGACCCAUGCCAUCUACAGAAACAACCUCUCCUUGGCCACUGAUUUCAUCAUCAGGGACUUCCUCGUCAAUGUCAACUUCCAGUGUGCCUACCCACUGGACAUGAAGAUCAGCCUCCAAACUGCACUUCGGCCCGUUGUGAGUUCCCUGAAUAUUGAUGUGGGCGGGGCAGGAGAGUUCACUGUCAGGAUGGCCCUCUUCCGAGACCAGAGCUAUACACAACCUUAUGAAGGGGCCCAAGUGGAGCUUCAGGUGGAGUCUAUGCUCUAUGUGGGUGCCAUCUUGGAUAAAGGAGAUGACUCCAGGUUCAAGCUGUUGCUGAGGAACUGCUAUGCCACACCCACAAAAGAUAAGAAUGACCCUGUGAAGUACUUCAUCAUCAGAGACAGCUGCCCAAAUCAACAAGAUUCCACCAUCAACGUGGAGGAGAAUGGGGUGUCCUCAGAAAGCCGGUUCUCAGUACAGAUGUUCAUGUUUGCUGGAAAUUACGACCUAGUUUUCCUGCAUUGUGAGGUGAACCUGUGUGACCCCACUAAUGAAGAGUGUAAACCAUCUUGCUCUAGAAGUCAGCUCCGCAGCAGUGGACCAGGCAUCAACUUGGCCCAGGUUCUAGACUUAGGACCCAUCAGUAGGAAAGGUGCUCAGACUCUCGAGACCUCAAGUGGGACUCCCAGCACUGCAGGGUUCCUGAUGGCCUGGCCCAUGCUCUUCCUGCCUGUCUUCCUGCCUUGGCUGUUCUGAGAGGCCAGCUGGGCAUCUGGCUGAGAAGCUCAUGUUCUUCCCUCUGGCAAUGGCUUUCAUCCAGCCUUCUUCAGUAGAGCUGGAUCCCUCUGUGUAUCAUGUGGACAGCCCUAGUUCAAGGCUAGGCUGGGUUUGGAGAAAGGGAAGAGCAUGCUCCGUUAUGUUCCUCUUUUUCUCGUGUUGAGACCCUGCCAGUUUGUCCUAGGCCAGCUUGCUCACUCAUUAGUGGGGCUUGGAAAGAGAACCCAGACCCGCUUGGUUUCUCUUUGAUGCUAGUAAUUAGUGGAAAUGCAAUGCAUAUUAGAACUCCUGGAUAGAGGUGUCCUGUGAGUGGGUAGGAAAUCCAUGGUUCUUCCUAAAUGUCUCGUGUCCUAAAAGCUGGUGAAUUGAAACCCAUUGACCCUGGCAUUCAUUCUCUCUGCUGUGUUUCAUUCUGGCAACAGUCACGUGGGAACAUGCAGUUGUGAGAAGGGGAGUGAGGACUCUCAAAGGGGAGACUAGUCCCACCACUCACCUAUGCCCUCCACCACUAUAAUGGUACCUAGAACUGCACACAUCUCUACACCUGGGGCCCAGCUGCUGGAGGAACAGCUUUUUUUUUUUUUUAUGCAGAACUGUCAUUACCAUGGAGAACAGCCCUUGCUGUUAACAUUGUGGUGUGCUUGCUCUGGAGGACUAAGCAGGGGAAGGCAGACUGAAAAUGAUACAUCAAUGCUGUUGUGGGACUCUAGCCACAAAACCUAGAAGAUAGGUGAUUUCCCAUCCUGAAGACUUUUAACUAAUUAUCCCAAAACACUUUACAAAGACUUGACCAAUGAGGAAUGCUUCCUUUCCUCACAGAUACACAUGAGGCUUCUCCAAGCUGACUUCUGGAAGAACAGUAGAAGCCAGAGUCAGAGCCUGGGUGCUAGGCAUGCCUGUCUGCUAAGAGUUUCCACUGCACAGCCUUGUUCAGGCAGGAUAUGGGUUCCAAAACACAGAGACUUACUCCAACUAACUCAGGCAAAAGGGGGAAUAAUUGUAGGUAUAUCAGUCUACUCUGACUAAUUUAUGAUUUCUAGAGAUUGUAUUAAAUAAUGUGAUAAUAUCAAAGCAAGAAGGCCAGGGGCGAGGAGUACAUCCUAGUUGCACACACACUAAGAAUCAGCGUGCAGAAGCCAUGAUGCACCCCAGUUUGUCCAUCUUUCCAUCCAUCAGUCUUCCUGAAGCUGCAUAGCUGGUACAUCUACUUAAUAUCUGUUGCAAGGAACCGCUUGUUUGUCCUGGCCGCCCAGAACCAAAAUAAUCACAUAGAAACUUCAUUAGUUAAAACACUGCUUGGCCCAUUAGCUCUAGCUUCUUAUUGGCUAACUCUUACAUCUUAAUUUAACCCAUUUCUAUUAAUAUGUAUAUCACCAGGAGGUUGUGGCCUACCAGCAAAGUUUCAGCACAUCUCUGGUGGCAGAUCCUUGGCAUCUGUCUGAAUCUGCCUCCUUUCUCACAGCCUGCCAUUUAGUUUUCCCCGCCUACCUAAGUUGUGCCCUAUCAACAGGCCAAGGCAGUUUCUUUAUUCAUUAAUGGUACUCAAGCUUAUAGAGGAAAAUCCUGCAUCAAUUAUCUUUGGAUGUCUCCUGCACUUCAGUUGCACAUACCUUCCUAGUUCAAAGAGUGGCAGCAAUGGUCUAGCAUGCUGCUGUCCCCCACUCACGCUGCCUUAGGAUGAUCCAGUUUGCUGUUUGAAUGAGGGUGUUUCCUAGCUCCCCACAACUGAGACUGGGUAAGUGGGACCAACCAACAUGAAGUAGCUAAUGAGACUAACCUCGUGGGUGGGUCUAAAUAAACGAGUCUGUUUCUUCAACAUCCCACAGGUCAUGAGGAGAGCACCUUCUGUUUCUCUGAAAUCUUUAAGGUCCCUGUCUACUGCAUUCCAAAGGCGGUGAUAUGGUAUAGGAACUGGCCUACUGCAGAGGUCUGGACAUCUCAAACGUCUCCCCUUUCUAUGGCCCACUUUCUCUUUUCAGCAGAAUGAAGGGUUUGGGGCCAGAACAAGAUUCUUAAAUCUUUUAAAUGGUACAGUUCUUCUUUUAAGUGUAAUUCUAUAUGAACGCUAAUAGUUUCAGAUGAAAGCAAACAGACUCCUGUUGCUGUUAGGUAGGAGGCUUAUCUCUUCCAUCUGUGACUUCCUUUUCAUCAGGACCUCACAGCAAACACAAACUAACACAUAAAGCUACCAGGAGCAAAACACUAUGGCUUCCUGGGAAGUAGGAACUUGAGUAUCUCCUCCAAAGGAAGUCAACAGAAUUCCACCCAACUAGAGCCAAACUUGGAUGUACAAUACC
Messenger RNA from Alexandromys fortis (reed vole), 4472 nucleotides. RefSeq names its product glycoprotein 2 (gene Gp2). NCBI's taxonomy places the organism in Eukaryota, Metazoa, Chordata, Mammalia, Rodentia, Cricetidae. Gene Ontology annotation, cellular component: cell surface; apical plasma membrane. Bases 388 to 2154 code for a protein of 588 amino acids. The transcript has 11 exons. The record is from RefSeq and is a predicted model, not a curated record. Gene Ontology annotation, biological process: neutrophil migration.